Hibiscus syriacus is the source of this 2067-nucleotide messenger RNA. RefSeq names its product BUD13 homolog. Gene Ontology annotation, cellular component: RES complex; U2-type spliceosomal complex. Gene Ontology annotation, biological process: mRNA splicing, via spliceosome. NCBI's taxonomy places the organism in Eukaryota, Viridiplantae, Streptophyta, Magnoliopsida, Malvales, Malvaceae. Gene Ontology annotation, molecular function: RNA binding. The record is from RefSeq and is a predicted model, not a curated record.
UCCCAAAGUUUCUUUUAGAAAUUCCGACCGCCAAACAAGCCUCUCGCUACCGCUCUGUUCCAGCUUCGUGUCUCUCUUCCUCCUAUUUUAUCCGCCUCCUCUCCCCCCUCCUCCAGUUGCCGGUCCAACUCUGCUCUUGUCUUCAAGUUUCCAACAGACCAGGAUAUUAAAUAAGUGAUGGCAACUUCAAGCUUGAAGGAAUAUCUAAAACGAUACGAGACCAAAAAUGAAGAAGAGGAACAGAAGAAGAAAAGGAAGAAAAAGAAGAAAACCAAACCCGAAUCCUCAGGCGUGUUGGUUGUUGAUGAAGACCCGGUCUGGCAAAAACCUGUUCAGGUUGAAGACGAUGAUGGCAAUGAUUCACCUGAUGAGAUGCCCGUAGUAGAUGAAGAUAUCGAAGUGAAAAGAAUGAAAAAGCUAGAGCAGAUUAGGUUGAGGAGGGGAUACAAUACUAUUGCUGAAGACGGUAGUGGAUGGGUCUCGCUUUCUCCUAAACGCGCUAACACAGUGGAUCCUAUUUCUGAUAUUUCCCCUUCUCGUAGGCAGCGGACACAAAAUGACACACCUUCUCCAGAACAUGAGUUGAGGCAUUCAAAAUCUGAAAUAGAAGUUAAGGAUUUGUCAGCACCAAGGAGAAGUAGGGAUGAUUUAUCACCUUCUUGUAGGAGGGCAUCUAGGACUGAUUUACCAGAACCUCAAGUCAAGGCAUCUAGAGAUGAUACUGAUUUAUCUCCUCCACGAAAACGGAUGGUUCGGAAUGACACACCAUCACCUGAACCUUUAGUAAACAGAGCAGAUGGUACUGAUUUAUCACCUCCACGGAGACGGAGGGUUCGGAAUGAUAUACAAUCACCAAAACCUUUAGUAAACAGAGCCGAUGGUACUGAUUUAUCUCCUCCUAGGAAACGGAGAGCUCGGAAUGAUACACCUUCACCAGAACCUUUAGUAAACAGAGCAGAUGCUGAUUUAUCACCACCUCGGAAACGGAGGGUGAGAAAUGAUACACCUUCACCGAAACGGAGGGUGAAGCUUUUGAGAGAAGGUACUGAUAAUGAUAUGUCACCUCCACGGCAAAGGUCAAGAUAUCAACAUACACAAUCACCCGAGCCUGAUAUGCUCCCACCUAGACAAUCUCGUGGUCAAACAUCCGAGUUAGUUCAUGAUUCAGAUCUUUCCCCUCCAAGGAAAAGUAAGAGGGAAUCAACUGGUCCUGCUUCUUUGAAAGAGAAAUCAAAAACUGGUUUAAUUUCUGGCAGUGAGAUCCGAGAAGAAAUUUCCAAAACAAAGAAGGAUAAUUGGUUAAGGUUUAAGGAGAUGGAUCCAUCUGUAAGCGGACGAGGUGCUGAACCUGUAUUUCGUGAUAAGAUAAAAGGGGAACGCGUAUCAAAAGAAGAGUACCUUAAGUCAAAACGGAAAGGAGGAGAAGAUAAGCCUAAGGAGAAAGAGUUGGAAUGGGGCAAAGGCUUAGCCCAGAAACGGGAAGCCGAGGCAAGGUUGCAAGAAUUAGAACUCGAGAAGAAUAAACCAUUUGCUCGAACCAGGGAUGACCCAGAGCUCGACAAUAUGUUGAAGGAUAGACUAAGAUGGGGUGAUCCUAUGGCACAGCUGGUCAAGAAAAAGCAACCUGAGCCAGUUCUUAAAGACCUAGGGGAUGCUGAGAAGAUGAAGGAAUCAGGGUUUAUAGUUCCUCAAGAUAUCCCUCCACAUAGUUGGAUUGUAAGAAAAUUAGAUGCCGCGCCCAAUCGAUAUGGUAUAAGACCAGGAAGGCAUUGGGACGGAGUUGAUCGCAGCAAUGGUUUUGAGAAGAAAAUGUUCACCAAAUUGAACGAGAAACAGGCAACGGAAAGGGAAGCAUACCUCUGGUCCGUGUCGGACAUGUAAUCAGGGGCAUCCAUAUUAGCUCUCUGGUUGGUGACAGAUUCAUAAUUUGCCUCAUUUCUUUCGAUUAUGAUUAUUGACUGUUAGAUCUUGACAUGGUGUAUCAUCAUCUCUAAUCAAUUUUCAUAUACUUUUGAAUGUCAAUUUUAUAGGUUUCGUGCUUCCUUGAGCUAUGAUUUUGGCAUCUAU